AUGUCACCUGAAUCUUCGUCAUCGUUAUUACCUGAUCGACCGAUCCGUCCGUUACCGAAACGUCGACUUCGAGAGCGGCUUUCUCCUGAUGUUGCCCAGAGCAUCAAAUAUCCCCCGGCACCACAGACUACGACACCAUUGUUCCUCUACCCAUACCACUCACGAGAAGAGCCCGCCACAGGAAGUACAGACUUGAUAGGCACCAUCCAUCGAGAUAAUGGGCUCAAACCCGCGGCGGAUGCUGGUUUUCGUAGGAAUGGCCUUGUGGGUAGUCGUGAAGAUGACCCCCCUGUGAACCAGGCCAGACGGGCGUUGGGCUCCAAGAGUUUUCACGAACCAGGAGAGGAACAUGGGGUACGCGUGGCCCAAAGAUCUGGGCUCCAAAGACAACCAAAGCCACAACCACCUCCAUCUACAGCCUCUUCCGCAGAUGGGUACGAUUCGUUCGAGAAUACAAACAACAAGAAGAAAAGAAAAAUACCAAUUGCGGGAGAAACGAUAUUGAACGGGACACAUGUGCUGAAUGAGCCGGCAUCAUUCGGGAUCCCCUCACCGCCGACAACUGUGGAGGAUGAUGGCGUGGACCAUGUUACAACAAGUACUUCAUACUACUCUGGGGGCGCUCUCAGUAGUGGGCAGGGGAUUUCUGGUCCUGGAAGGGGAAGAUAUGGUAGGAUACGAAAUGGUAGGAGCCCUUUGCGUGCCCUAUCCGAUUCGAAUGCCAACUGGACUGGACGCAACAUGAAGUUGCGCUCAGCGGGUCAAUAUCCCUCCCCUCCUGCUGAGAGCCUAGGUAUCAUAUCAACGGCCAUUGCCAGCGCUGAAAAGUUUCCAAUGGCGGCAGGGCAGGAGAAUGUCAGCCUUCUCCAGCAACAAAUACCUACGAAGCCAAGCUCCCGCACAUCAACGCAGUUUACCUUCACGUUUGGUGCUCAAAAUCUAGCUUCCUGGCCGGGGUCGGACCCUGCUCCGCACGGCAUAUCCGGUUCUCAUCGUGCACAUCAUCCGAGUUCCACAACUGAGUAUCAUGGCACCACUGCUAGAAGUACUCAGACACGGUCCGGUACAUCGCCUAAUCUAUCCGGACUUAGCAACACUCACCCAACCGAUGAUAAUUUUGGGAAAGGGGCGCCAAAUGCGGCUGACCCGCCCAAGAAGUCCAAGAGACGAGGCAAUUCGCUUCUACGAGCCGCCCGACAGCGCCGCAGGGAUACAGAAUACCAGAAUAUGCAUCACCCGCCGGCGCCGGAAGAUUAUUACCUUUGCGAGUUCUGUGAAUAUGAGCUCAUCUUCGGCCACGCACCCGAAGCUUUAAUUCGUCAGUAUGAGAUAAAAGACCGUCGUCGGCGCCGAGAAGAGGCAGAACGACGCCGUCUUUUGGAGAAGGCGAAGAUGAAAUCACGGAAGGGCAAAAAGGCGAGCACCAGCAAGGGGGUGGCUGCCAAAGGUAGUAUCUCGGACCGCACCUCGGAUCGCACUUCUGUGGCAGCCAACGAUGCGCAGCAUCAACCUCCCAUAGCUCACCGGCACGAUCAAGACGAAGGCGAUGAAAUCCGGAGUGAAGCAUUUGAUUCAGAUGAUAAUUACGACGAUCAUCUCUCGCACGAGGAUGAAAUGCCGACGCUAGUACCUGAUGAGCGAUAUGUACAACCCACGUACCCUGCUCCGGCAGGCGCCCCAGAUGCCGGAGGCGGGCCGCCUACAAGGCGCAGAUAG
Molecule: messenger RNA, 1716 nt
Organism: Xylaria bambusicola
Lineage: Eukaryota; Fungi; Ascomycota; Sordariomycetes; Xylariales; Xylariaceae
Exons: 2
Coding region: 1-1716 (571 amino acids)
Source: RefSeq, a predicted model, not a curated record